This is a messenger RNA of Letharia columbiana, 1329 nucleotides long. RefSeq lists its product as uncharacterized. NCBI's taxonomy places the organism in Eukaryota, Fungi, Ascomycota, Lecanoromycetes, Lecanorales, Parmeliaceae. The record is from RefSeq and is a predicted model, not a curated record. The transcript has 4 exons. Bases 1 to 1329 code for a protein of 442 amino acids. Gene Ontology annotation, molecular function: FAD binding.
AUGCAUACCUCUCUGCAAGUCAUAGUGACCCUGCUCGACCUCGUUCCUCUUAUCGCUGCCAUUCCGUCUUUCAUUGGGCACACUCGCAGCGACAACUUCACUAGGCUGCCACCGAGUGUAUCCACUUAUCAGCAAGAGCUCGGGCCCCGCUUGUCCAAGAAUGCUACGCUUUACUUUCCGAAUAGUGCCGGCUACAUAAACGACACGGAAAGGUGGGCUGCGAAUACGAAAUCAAACUUCUCCGUCGUUGUUGUACCGGGGACAGCUCAAGAUGUAGCGGCAACGGUCAGUUUCGCGGACACCUACAAUGUACCUUUCCUUGCGGUCAAUAAAGGUCACGGUGGUGCGGCUGGAUUGGCGACGGUCUACAACGGCAUUCAGAUUUACAUCCGCGCUCUAGAUGACAUUGAGGUUUCAGAGGACGGUAAUUCUGCCUCAAUGGGUGGUGGCGUUUAUCAGGAUCAGCUCGUCAAUUAUCUUUUUGAUCGAGGCAAAGCUGCAUCUUCUGGAGCGUGUGCUUGCACCGGUGUCAUGGGUCCUGGUCUCGGUGGCGGAUUUGGUCGUUUCUCAGGGUAUUAUGGUUUAGUCUUGGACAGUAUUAUAGAGCUGGACGUUGUCUUGGCCAACGGCUCAAUAAUCACCGUCUCCGAAUCCUCUCAUUCAGAUCUCUUCUGGGGCAUGCGAGGCGCUGGGCAUAACUUCGGCAUCGUCACUCGCUUCAGCUACAAGAUUUAUGACAUCCCGCAUCCAGAUUGGUUUUUUUCAACCAUGACUUUUACGAACGAUAAGCUGGAAGCAGUUUUCGAAGCACUGAAUACUUUUGGUGCGAAUGGCACUCAGCCAAAGGAGGCAGUGACUUAUACUCUUUACACCCUGAAUCCUGAGAUAAGCGCUACUGAGCCAGUGGUCAUCUUUGUCCUCCAGUUCGGUGCUUCAGCGGCCGAGGCAGCACCCAUACUAGCCCCAUUUUUCGCGCUGAAACCCCUCUCAGCAACAAAUGAGACUGUACCUUACACCGGUGCAGCGCACGCCGCGGGCGCUGGCGAUACGGAUGCGACUUGUCUGCCGGGAGUCAGCGCGCAGUUGUACCCUGUCGGCUUGCAAACUUAUAACAUCAGCACUAACCGGGCCAUAUACAAUCUGUACAAAACUAUGGUCAAUGAGAACCCGGGUUUGAACACCUCUAUCGUUCAAUUUGAGGGAUACGCGCAGCAAGGGAUCAGAGCUGUUGAGCCGGACAGCACGGCCUAUGCCCAUCGCGGGGAUAGUUUGCUUGUGUACGUUGUCCCCCAUUCCCUACCCUCGUGCAAACUUCACUCUAACACAUAA